AUGGCGGUCGCUCAACCAAAGCCAAAGCCGGCUACAAAGGCCAACACUACUCCGAAAGGGAAGAUGCAGAUGCACAGAAGAUCACGGACAGGUUGCUACACAUGCCGACUCCGAAGAAAGAAGUGCGACGAAGGCUCUCCUUCUUGCACUGCUUGCAAACACCUUGGCCUUCGCUGCGAAUACAAGAGACCCAUGUGGUGGAGCAACAAUGAUCAACGCCGGCUCCAAAAGGACAAUAUCAAGAUGAUCAUUAAGAGAAAGAAGUUGACUGAGAAGACAACCUCAUCUGCAACAAAUCAAGUCAUGACACCCGGCUCAGAGACACCUCCUGGACUUUCACAUUCGCUUCCCACCUCGGCCACCUUUUCUGAUCCUCUCGAUCGCACUCGGUCCGCUUCGAUUGAUUCCUCAUUAUCGCUUUUUGAUUUUAAUGCGCCUCCGCAUAUUGCCGACUACACUGCAUACAAUGCGCAAAUGCACUCUUCACAUUCGCAAUAUGCAUCCAUGUAUCCCGAGUUUUCACCCUACGAGAUCGACGUCAAGACUGAGAGACAAAUGUACAUCAAUGACAACCUCGCUCGACGAGAAUCGACUGUCUCUACAUUCAGCACUUAUCACCCGCCACCACCACCAGAGCAAAUGCUUCCAUCAUUUCCGGUCGACAAUGAAUGGGAAGGAGCGAUCUACACCGAUCGCAGAGAAUCAUUGGCGGAAGAGACACUAAACAUUAAUCUUUUCGAUUUCUCCCAUGGCCAACCAGCUCCCGUGCGCCAAGUCGCCAUUGAACUCGAGGAAGGCGACCAAAGGCUGCUCGACCACUUCAUUUCUGACGUUCUGCCUUCAGUCUUCCCGAUACUUGAAACAAACCAGCAUGGCUCCGCCCGAACCGAUUACGUUCUACCGGCUUUGUCGAAUAACAAGUGCUACUUGCAUUGCUGUCUUAGCAUAGCGGCGCAGCAUUGCAAAGCCACGAUGAACAUUCAAGGAGAGCAAAUUGACAACGAUAUCAUGCGCCACCGUUAUGCGACAAUUUCAGAGCUCUGCGAGGCUCUCAAUCGGGAUACGAAUCACUCGGACAUUCUCGAGGCAACCUUGGGCAUGAUUUUCUUUCAAUGCUCGGUUGGGCGAUUCGACGACUCCUUGCCAGACAUUCCAUGGCACCAACAUUUCCAAGCUGCAAUCUCACUGAUCCAGAAACUUGAGCUCAGCCGCGCAGUCUCUGAAUCACAUGAUCUCAUUCCAUUCAAUAUGACCCUCACAGCCUGGAUUGACAUUCUUGGAUCGACGAUCCAAGGCCGAGCUCCAACAUUCGCCCACACUUACCGAGAGAAGCACUUGUCAACAACCAACUCAUCUCUCGGACUUCGUGAGCUUAUGGGCUGCGAAGAUCGAGUCAUGUAUUUGGUCUCUGAGAUCGCUUGUUUAGAAGCUCUCAAGAAGGACGGCAUGGACGACAUUGCUCUCUGCCAACACGUCCACGCUCUUGGAGAUCAAAUCGGCUUGACUGAAAUCGGAGAACUUGGACCAAAGAUCCCAUUCAAUGCGAAUGGUGUCUUGAGCCCCAAGCAAUUGAGCAAAAACAUCACUGCUGCAUUCCGAAUUGCAGCUAGAAUUUACUUGUGCAGCCUGGUCCCAGGCUUCACUCCCAGCCAACAAAGCUGUGUUGGUCUGGUAUCAAAACUCACACAGGUCCUUGAGUUUAUCCCUUCUGGACAAUCCGGCUUCGAUCGCAGUCUGGUCUGGGUCUACUUGAUUGGAGGCUCAGUCAGCACCAUGGACUCCCCUUUCCGCUCAUUCUUUGAGGAGCGAUUGAUGGGUUUGGGCGACCUCGCCAACUUCGGGAGUUUCGGGCGCGUUGCCUGCCUCCUGAAGGAAGUUUGGGGACACGUUGAUGGGCGCUUAAGUCCUGGCGGUGGUGAAGCACACUACGUUUCCUGGCGAGACGUUAUGCAGAUGAAGGGCUGGGAUUUCUUGUUGAUCUAG
Messenger RNA from Mollisia scopiformis, 1983 nucleotides. RefSeq lists its product as uncharacterized. Gene Ontology annotation, molecular function: zinc ion binding; DNA-binding transcription factor activity, RNA polymerase II-specific; transcription cis-regulatory region binding. Lineage: Eukaryota; Fungi; Ascomycota; Leotiomycetes; Helotiales; Mollisiaceae. The record is from RefSeq and is a predicted model, not a curated record. Gene Ontology annotation, cellular component: nucleus. The transcript has 2 exons. The coding region runs from base 1 to 1983 and encodes 660 amino acids. Gene Ontology annotation, biological process: positive regulation of transcription by RNA polymerase II.